AUGGCUGCGCCGCAGAGCGCGGCGCGCCAGGAGGCUGCGCCGUGCCCUGCUGGUGACGCCUUGGUGCGGGUGGCGGCCGCAGCGCUCAGCAAGGUUGCGCUGGGAGCCAGUCAAUGUGACGGCCCCUGCGCCAGCCCCCAGCACUGCAUCGAUGCCAGGGGCAGCAGCAGUAGCCUGGACGACAGCAGCGCGGGCAGCAGCCGUAGCAGCAGUAGCGGCUCCGACGCCGGCGGGGCCGGCGGCUGCGCGCCUGCGGGCCUGGAGUGGCCGUUCCCAGCCACACCCGAGCGCCCCGACCGCCCCGCAGCCGCCGCCCCGGACGACUCCCCAGCCUCGGUCCCGCGGCCGGCGCUGUUCCCUCCUGCAGCUCCCGCCGCCGCCGCCGCGCCCACCUGCAUCGCACCCGCCUCGACCUGCGGCCGCCUGUCUGCCAGCAGCAGCCACGGCAGCCUGCCGGCCGUGCCGGGCGUGAUCGCGCCGGAGGUGCUGGAGCAGCAGUGGCGGCAGCGCGGGGGUGCGCCGGCCGGGGAGGAGCCGCUGCUGGUGGAGAAUGACGAGCGCUUCACAAUGUUCCCUAUCCAGUACCCCGAGGUGUGGGAGAUGUACAAGCAGGCGCUCGCCAGCUUCUGGACCGUCGACGAGGUCGACCUGGGGGGCGACUUCAGGGACUGGGCCAAGCUGACGGAGGGGGAGCAGCGGUUUGUCAAGUACGUGCUGGCCUUCUUCGCCGCCUCUGAUGGCAUUGUGCUGGAGAACCUGGGGGCGCGGUUCAUGACGGAGGUGCAGGCCCCCGAGGCACGGGCGUUCUACGGCUUCCAGAUUGCCAUUGAAAACAUACACAGCGAGAUGUACAGCCUGCUGCUGGAGUCUUACGUAAGGGACCCCACCGAGCGCGCCUCCCUGCUGCGCGCCAUACACACGGUCCCCGUCAUCGGCCGCAAGGCCGCCUGGGCGCUGCGCUGGGCCGGCAGCGGCGCGGCGUUCGCGCAGCGGCUGCUGGCGUUUGCGUGCGUCGAGGGCAUCCACUUCAGCGGCAGCUUCUGCGCCAUAUUCUGGCUCAAGAAGCGCGGCCUGAUGCCGGGGCUCACGUUCAGCAACGAGCUCAUCAGCCGGGACGAGGGGCUGCACACAGACUUCGCCUGCCUCCUGUACAGGUGCCUGUGUUUUUCGAUGCGGCUUGCGGGGUGUUUGGGCUGA
Messenger RNA from Monoraphidium neglectum, 1197 nucleotides. RefSeq names its product ribonucleoside-diphosphate reductase subunit M2. Gene Ontology annotation, biological process: deoxyribonucleotide biosynthetic process. NCBI's taxonomy places the organism in Eukaryota, Viridiplantae, Chlorophyta, Chlorophyceae, Sphaeropleales, Selenastraceae. Gene Ontology annotation, molecular function: oxidoreductase activity. The transcript has 6 exons. Bases 1 to 1197 code for a protein of 398 amino acids. The record is from RefSeq and is a predicted model, not a curated record.